AUGGAUGCUUACGACAUAUUUAAGAAACUUACUAAAGGGCUAACAUUUAAACAACGUGUAUUGGGCGCGAAGAAUUCGAAACAAAAUGUGAAACCGGUUUUAGUGAAAGAAACCGACGUGAAAAUUGCAAAAUGUGAGGAUAAACUAGAAGAAUCAGAACAUGAAGAAAAUUAUGAAACGGCCAAUAAGGAAGAAUCAGAGUUAUCCAGUUCAGAUGAUGAGAUCUUGGAUGAUGAUGAGCUCAAGAUUGUUAAUGGAUUUAGUGUUGGCAAAAAAGAAAAGAAAAAAGACAAGAAGAGUAAACUUAGUCCUGAGGAAUUGCAGAUGAAACUUACGGUGGAAGAGCAAAAUCGCUUCCGCAACGAACAUGGCAUCAGAGCUGUCGGACGGCACAUACCCAGUGCUUUGAAAAACUUCGAUGAUCUCAUCUCGAGGUAUAAAAUAUCUUCAGAAAUGGUAGAAACAAUAAAAAAGUGUGGAUAUACAGAACCCACGCCGAUACAGAGGCAAGCGCUGCCGUGUUUGUUAGAGGGUCGUCAAAUAGUAGCAACGGCACCAACUGGUUCAGGUAAAACAGCAGCAUUCACCAUUCCCCUUUUGCAUUCCCUGGGGGCUCCGUCUGGAGGCCCAAGGGCUCUUAUUCUGUGCCCCACACGGGAGCUAGCUCAUCAGAUCUAUAGAGAGGCCCUAAGACUAUCUGCAUCUACACAACUCAGGUGUAGUGUUAUUAAGAGUGUGAAAAGCAGUAAGGUCAAAGAGAGGGAAUCAACUAUACGAAAGAGUGAUAUUGUUAUAAGCACACCUAAUCGUCUGUGCUACAUGCUAAAUCAGGACAAUGUUACCAUAUCUCUAGACAAGGUGCAAUGGUUAAUAAUAGAUGAGGCUGAUAAGAUGUUUGAAGGCUCUGAAGAGGAGGUGGAUACCUUCCGGCAGCAGCUUGGCGUCAUAAUAUCUGCUUGUGAUACAAAACGUACUAAACUCGCUAUGUUUAGCGCCACACACACUCCGACUCUCGCAAAAUGGGCGAGACAUAAUAUGCGCGGGCUUAUAAAUGUAACUGUCGGCUUGAGAAAUGCUGCAGCAAAUACUGUUGAUCAAGAAUUAUUAUUCUGUGGAAAUGAAAAUGGAAAACUCGUCGCAUUUAGACAAUUAGUGCAGAAAGGGCUUAAGCCACCCGUUUUAGUGUUCGUACAAAGCAAAGACAGAGCGAAACAAUUGUUCAAAGAGUUGAUAUACGACGGAAUCAAUGUUGACGUCAUACACGCCGACCGGACUCAAGCGCAGAGAGACAACGUGGUGCGCAGUUUUCGUGUGGGUCGAAUCUGGGUUCUGAUUUGUACGGAGCUAUUGGGACGCGGUAUCGACUUCCGUGGUGUAAACUUGGUCAUCAAUUAUGACUUUCCACCGUCUGCCAUCUCCUAUAUUCACAGGGUGGGGCGGGCAGGUCGCGCCGGCCAGAAGGGACGAGCCAUCACCUUCUUUACACAAGAUGAUGUCGUUAAUUUAAGAAGCAUCGCAUCAGUAAUGAAGCAGUCCGGUUGCGAGGUGCCAGAGUACAUGUUGACGAUAAAACAGGACAACAAUAAACGAAAGAGGCUGCUCAAGAAGGCGCCCCAUAGAGACAAGAUAUCCACAAUUCUGGAGAAACCUAGCAAAAGGAAAUUAGAAGAUGCAAACGAUAAACAGAAAAAUAAAACGGAAGACACAGACGAGGUAAAGAAUGGCAAAAGUAAGAAAUUCAGAAAAAUCUCUAAAGAAGGAAACUUAAAGAAGAAGAAUAUGAAGAAAAACGACAAAGGAAAAAAGAACAAUGUGAGGAAGAAAAAGAAGUCACUUAAACCUAAAUAA
Molecule: messenger RNA, 1848 nt
Organism: Leptosia nina
Lineage: Eukaryota; Metazoa; Arthropoda; Insecta; Lepidoptera; Pieridae
Source: the annotation of a GenBank genome assembly